Messenger RNA from Arachis ipaensis, 1343 nucleotides. NCBI's taxonomy places the organism in Eukaryota, Viridiplantae, Streptophyta, Magnoliopsida, Fabales, Fabaceae. The record is from RefSeq and is a predicted model, not a curated record.
GAUGACUUGAUACUAUAAAAUAGAUUCUCAAGGUUUUCAUGCUCUGCCACAACCCAGUUUCAGAGUAGAACAAAAUAUUGCAUUUCAUUCCCAUUGUCUUUUGUGUUUUUCUCACAUACAACUUGAGACAUCAUGAUGAGGUACGGUGCUUCCAAUAAGGUUUAUCGUACUUGUCUUUUGGCAACUUCUAAAUUGUUCCACACCUCUUCUCAAGUCUCUCCACGUACAGUUACAACUUUGCUAAGCUCUGUCAACCCUAAAUUCCAGGGUCAUAAUGUUUCGAACUGUAAGAACAGUUUUCUUUCUCGAAGAAUAUACAUGUCAUCCGUUUCCUUGAAGGAGCAAGAAGGGCAUCAAGAAGGCAUCGAAUUUCAAUUGCUAAGAGCAGUUGAGGAUCAACAUGGGGGAGUUGUUGUAAACAUUGAUGAAACUAUGGAUACUUUGGUUUUUGCAUCUAUGUUGGAUGUUUCCUUAGCGCGUUGGAAGGAACAGGCAGGGUUUAGAUAUCACCAUGCUGAACCUGAUUACGUGAUGCUUGUGAAUUGGAUUUCUAAUGCUCCAAAUACAAUCCCUCCAAAUGCUUCCCAUCGUGUUGGUAUUGGUGCCUUUGUCAUGAAUAGCAACGGAGAGUUGCUUGUGGUUCAAGAGAGUAAUGGCAGAUUCAGUGGCAAAGGAAUAUGGAAGUUGCCAACUGGAGCGGUGAAUGAAUUCAAGAUUUGCCAAACAUUUUUCAAAAUCUUAACCCCAUUGUUUUUGUUCCAAUUUCAGAUAGAUACAGAGUUUGUUGAAGUUUUGGCAUUCAGGCAAAGCCAUCAAACUUUCUUUCAGAAAUCAGAUUUGUUCUUUGCUUGCUUGUUGCAACCUUACUCCUUUAAGAUUCAGAGGCAAGCGUCGGAAAUUGCUGCAGCUCAGUGGAUGGCAAUAGAGGAUUAUGUAGCCCAACCUUUUGUUCGAGAAAAUGAACUCUUUGACCUUCUCACAAAAAUAUGGUUGUCCAAGGUGGAUGAAAAAUACACUGGAUUUUCUACCAUACUUGCUAAGACAUCUAAGAGCAAGAAAUCCUAUCUCUAUUUCAACAAGAAGGAUGCCAGUUGCUUGCUAUCUUGACAAAUUCUUCUAGUUAUGUGACAUAAGAUUUGAAAGCCUGACUCAUUAUUCAUUAGUCUUCCGAAGACAUGAAAAAAGGAAGAAUAUUUUCAAUUUUUCGUUUGUUCAUUUUUCAAAAUCUUACAGAUUUGUUAGCUUAAUUCUUUGAUACAUAUAAUUGUACGUACAAGCUCAGCAGCUUCUGAUUAAAACAAUGGUUGCAAAAUAAUUUCUUGAAAUAAUAGUUUAAUUAAAUA